AUGCAAACGUACAAAUUGCAUUCCCUUCCCGAUUACGUCGAUUCCAUUCGCCAAUUUGGCACCACUGACGGCACGAGCACUCAGAUGGGCGAAAGCGAGCACAAGAGAGCGAAACUCUUCUACAAACGGGUCAAGAAAGGUGAUCAUAUUCGAGGUAUCGCCAAACACAUCUACCGAGAACGUGUGGUACACCGCACUAACCGUGUCGAGAUACGCAAGCUGCUGCGUGAGGACAGGGAGUUACUGGAGCCCACUCCUCCUGAUUUACAUUAUCACAUCUCAUCAGACGUGCGUCGAAAGUUAGAUAUACUACCCUGGAUGUCACAAAACCAAAACGAUCCGGCGACAAGGGACUUUAUGCUUCGUCUCAAAACUCACCUUUAUGCCCGCUUAUCAGGGGUAAACGAAUUCAGUGAUAGCAUUGGUACCCAUGAGCGACUCCAAAUCACAAUACUCGGUGACCGAAUUUACGAACAUCAGGUUCUACGCAUCAACUAUACUUCGUAUGAUAUGCGUCGAAUACAAGAUACCUUGAAGCCAAACUCUUCCCGAUGUGACAUCAUGGUACUCGCUAGCAACAAAGGUGCAGAUCAGCAGGUUCAUCCUUAUUGGUAUGCCCGUAUCAUUGGAAUCUACCACGCCAAUGUGGUAAUAUCUACCCCUGAUGAUUACUACCGUGCCUCCAAGCACAAAGUGGAUUUUCUUCAUGUCCGAUGGCUGGGUGUUUGUGAAGAUUGCCAUUACGGUUGGAAAUAUAGAAGGCUUCCACAGUUGGCGUUUGGUGAUAUCAAUGACUCUGCGUCGUUUGGUUUUGUGGACCCAUCCCUCGUAAUUCGUGCAACCCAUUUGAUCCCUCGCUUCAUUCUUGGAAAAAUACCGACUCUCGGCCCAUCUGUAGCUUAUAGAAGCAAAGAAAAUAAUGAAGGGGAAGAAUGGGAGAGAUAUUAUGUCAAUUUUUUUGUGGAUCGCGACAUGGUCAUGCUGUACAGAGGGGGUGGAGUUGGCCACGCUAGCACGCGAGCCGCUACCGAUUCUCUUAGGCAAGACCGACGUGCAGAUGACAUUGCCUCUCGCAAAAAACGCCGCGAGGCACAUGAAGCUCCCGAUCCUGAUCUGGAACCAGAUGGGGCCUCAGACCAGGAGCAAGACGCUCAGGACCAGGCUGAAGUGGCACCUGAAAACAGCGCCGAUUCUGAUGACAAUGAAGACGACAGCGACCAGCAUACCGAUUCUGAAGAGGAGGAGGAGGAGGAGGAGGAAAGCGACGAGGAUGAGGACCGGGGUGACCUCGAUGAACUCGGGUUCGCUGAAUACUAA
Messenger RNA from Psilocybe cubensis, 1317 nucleotides. RefSeq lists its product as uncharacterized. The record is from RefSeq and is a predicted model, not a curated record. Lineage: Eukaryota; Fungi; Basidiomycota; Agaricomycetes; Agaricales; Agrocybaceae. The transcript is spliced from 3 exons. The coding region runs from base 1 to 1317 and encodes 438 amino acids.